GGGGUUUGCAUUUGCAGGGGAAGGAGGACUGGGAGGGGUGCAGAGAAGCUGCAGGAGGAGGGGAAAGCCUUGCAGCAGCCGGAUCCCGGGAGGUCUCCUUGGAAGAAGAAGGUUUUCUUCAUAGCCCAGUGAAUAAAGGCAUGUUUUCAUAGACAGAGGAGAAGGAGAUGGAAGAGCAGGACCCAGCAGGACCUGGAACUGGCAAAGGAGCAAGGAAAGGCCCCCAUCCCAUCCAAUCUGGAAGUGAUGUUGAAUUCUGGGAAAGGGCUGGGCCAGAGAUCUUGGCUAAGGACACCAUGACUUCAGACGGAGAUUGCAGACGCUUCUGGCUGUUCCGCUACCAUGAGGCUGAUGGGCCCCGAGAGGUUUGCAGCCAGCUCCAUGGACUUUGCAACCAGUGGCUGAAGCCAGAGAGGCACACCAAAAAACAGAUCCUGGACCUGGUGAUCCUGGAGCAGUUCCUGACUCUCCUGCCCCAGGAAAUGCAGGGCUGGGUCAGAGGAUGUGGGCCAGAGACCAGUUCCCAGGCGGUGGCCCUGGCCGAAGGUUUCCUCCUGAGUCAGGCAGAGGAGAAGAGGCAGGCAGAACAGAUGCAGGGACCACCUUUGGAGAUGGAAGCUGCAAUCCCUGAGGCAGAAGGGGCUUCCUUGGAGCAGGGGCAGAGGGGGCAGGCGGUGGAGCGUGCCCAAGAUGCCCUCUCCUGUGGAACAGGCAGUGAAGAGAUGCUGUUGAGCCGUUGUCUUUUCCAAGGUGUGGGAACAGUCGCUGCACCUCCAAUCCAGGGUCCCUUUUCCUUGGAGGAGGUGUCCAUCUCUUUCACGGAGGCAGAGUGGGCCCUUCUGGAUCCAGGACAAAGAGCUCUGUACAGGGAAGUCAUGCUGGAGAACUAUGGGAACGUGGCCUCUCUGGCAGAGGAUGAUCAGAGGAAUGAGGAGGGUGAGAAACUUCAUCAGGAAAUGCCGGAUAAAGUUAAAAAUCAAGGCUUGAACGAAAAUGUUAGGAAUCCAAUCAGACUGAAGAGAAAGAAAGGUGACUGUAAGGCUGAGAAGCGUGAGGGAAGACAGUGGAAUAUACAUUUUCCAAAGCACAGGAAAAUGAAAGCAAGCAAAUCCAUUCAGUGCAGAAAGUAUUUCAGAAAUAGAUCACAGCUUCUUGUGUAUCAAAGAAUAAAGAGACAAGGGAAACCUGAAUACUCAACGACCAGAAAUACAUUCAGUCUCAGUAGUAAUAUUCAACAGCAUCAGAAAGCCCACACAGGGGAGAAACCUUUUGAGUGCUCAGAAUGUGGAAAGAGAUUCAUAUGGAGAGACAGUCUUAAAAAGCAUCAGAGAACCCACACAGGGGAGAAGCCUUUUGAAUGCUCAGAGUGUGGAAAGAGAUUCAGUCAGAGUAGCAAUCUUCAAGAGCAUCAGAGAACCCACACUGGGGAAAAGCCUUUUGAAUGCUCAGAGUGUGGAAAGAGAUUCAGUCAGAGUGGCAGUCUUCAACAGCAUCAGAGAACCCACACAGGGGAGAAGCCUUUUGAAUGCUUGGAGUGUGGAAAGAGAUUCAGUUGGAGUGGCAAUCUUCAAAAGCAUAGGAGAAUCCACACAGAGGGGAAGCCUUUUGAAUGCUCAGAGUGUGGAAAGAGAUUCAGUCAGAGUAGUAAUCUUCAAGAGCAUCAGAGAACCCACACAGGGGAAAAGCCUUUUGAAUGCUCAGAGUGUGGAAAGAGAUUCAGUCAGAGUGGCAGUCUUCAACAGCAUCAGAGAACCCACACAGGGGAGAAGCCUUUUGAAUGCUCAGAGUGUGGAAAGAGAUUCAGUCAGAGUAGCAAUCUUCAAGAGCAUCAGAGAACCCACACAGGGGAGAAGCCUUUUGAAUGCUCAGAGUGUGGAAAGAGAUUCAGUCGGAGUGACAGUCUUCAACAGCAUCAGAGAACCCACACUGGGGAAAAGCCUUUUGAAUGCUCAGAGUGUGGAAAGAGAUUCAGUCAGAGUAGCAGUCUUCAAGAGCAUCAGAGAACCCACACUGGGGAAAAGCCUUUUGAAUGCUCACAGUGUGGAAAGAGAUUCAGUCGGAGAGACAGUCUUCAACAGCAUCAGAGAACCCACACAAGGGAGAAGCCUUUUGAAUGCUUUGAGUGUGGAAAGAGAUUCAGUUGGAGUGGCAAUCUUCAAAAGCAUCAGAGAACCCACACAAGGGAGAAGCCUUUUGAGUGUUUAGAGUGUGGAAAGAGAUUCAGUCAGGGUGGCAAUCUUCAAAGGCAUCAGAGAACCCACACAGAGAAGAAGCCUUUUGAAUGCUCAGAGUGUAGAAAGAGAUUCAGUCGGAGUGGCAAUCUUCAAAGGCAUCAGAGAACCCACACAGGGGAGAAGCCUUUUGAAUGCUCAGUGUGUGGACAGAGAUUCAUGUGGAGUGGCAGUCUUCAAUAUCAUCAGAGAACCCACACAGCGGAGAAGCCUUUUGAAUGCUUGGAGUGUGGAAAGAGAUUUAAUACGAGUGGCAGUCUUCAAAGGCAUCAGAAAACCCACACAGGGGAGAAGCCUUUUGAAUGCUUGGAGUGUGGAAAGAGAUUCAGUCAGAGUGGGAGUCUUCAGCAUCAUCAGAGAAGCCACACAGAGGAGAAAUGUUGUGAAUGAUCAAAGUGUGGAAAGAGACACAAGGGAUAACCUUUUGAAUCCUCAGAGUUUGUCCAUGGCUCGCCGCACUUGGACUUGGAAAUGGCCCUAAGGGAGGGACACCAUCCCCAUGAAUGAGACCACUCUCCCCCCCACACAUACAUUGAACUUCCUGAAGAGCUGUUGGCCCAUCAGCCUCCUUUACUGCAGUGGCAGCUGUUCUCCCAUGUAGCUUGAUGAGGGUAAGGGGAGCAGGCAAUGGGACAGGCCCCAGAAGAAGCAAGGACAGACUACUGCAUUGGAGAAUCCAGAGGGUAGAAACCUUUUGAGUGCUUGGAGUGUGAGAGAAGAUUCAUUUAGACUGGCACUCUUCAGCUGAAUCAAUGAUCCCACACAUGGGGAGGAAAUGUUGAAAAGAGAUUCUGAAAGUGUGACAAUUUUCUAAAGCGUAUAUGAGGUCGUAUAGGGGAGAAACCUUUUGCAUUCUCAGACUGUGGAAAGAGACGCUGUUGCAGAAGCACUCUUUGACAACUGAGAACCCACACAGGGAAGACACAAUUUUAAUGCUGGGAGCUCUGAAAGAGAUUCAGUCAGAGCUGCAUCUAGAAACCCACAGAAGGAGGGUCCAUGUGAGUGCUUAGCCCGUAAAAAGAACUUUCCCCCUAUUUCACACCUAAAAGACAACCACAGACCAUAAAAAGUAUUGAAAAGGUCCCAGCUGCUUCAAAGGGCUGUAAUCUAAGUAAAGGUUCAUGCAUCAA
Messenger RNA from Heteronotia binoei (common prickly gecko), 3361 nucleotides. RefSeq names its product zinc finger protein 436-like. Gene Ontology annotation, molecular function: RNA polymerase II cis-regulatory region sequence-specific DNA binding; DNA-binding transcription factor activity. The coding region runs from base 168 to 2621 and encodes 817 amino acids. The transcript is spliced from 6 exons. Gene Ontology annotation, biological process: regulation of transcription by RNA polymerase II. Lineage: Eukaryota; Metazoa; Chordata; Lepidosauria; Squamata; Gekkonidae. The record is from RefSeq and is a predicted model, not a curated record.